Messenger RNA from Octodon degus (degu), 2685 nucleotides. RefSeq names its product coiled-coil domain containing 62 (gene Ccdc62). The transcript has 19 exons. Gene Ontology annotation, biological process: translation reinitiation; formation of translation preinitiation complex. Lineage: Eukaryota; Metazoa; Chordata; Mammalia; Rodentia; Octodontidae. The record is from RefSeq and is a predicted model, not a curated record. The coding region runs from base 132 to 2552 and encodes 806 amino acids. Gene Ontology annotation, molecular function: mRNA binding; translation initiation factor activity.
CGAGAGCACGCCGGGUAGCUGGGUUCUGGGGCGGCCCUAGCCGGCGAAGAAGAGUUGCAUGUGUCGCUUUAGCUGGCGGGAGCGGCGGGACCGGAGGCGGCGAGGACUGUGUGACCGCCGGGGUUUAUGAAAUGGCUGCUGACAUUUCUGAAUCCAGUGGGGGUGAUUUUAAAGGUGAUCCGAAGAACAGUGCCAAGUUAGAUGCUGAUUACCCACUUCGAGUCCUUUACUGUGGAGUCUGUUCAUUACCAACAGAGUACUGUGAAUAUAUGCCUGAUGUUACUAAAUGUAGACAAUGGUUAGAGAAGAAUUUUCCAAAUGAAUUUGCAAAACUCACUGUAGAAAGUUCACCCAAACAAGAAGCAGGAAUUAGUGAAGGUCAAGGAUCAGUAGGGGAAGAAGAAGAAAAGAAAAAACAAAAGAGAGGUGGAAGGGGUCAAAUAAAACAGAAAAAGAAGACUGUACCACAAAAGGUCACUAUAGCCAAAAUUCCCAGAGCCAAGAAGAAAUAUGUGACGAGAGUGUGUGGCCUUGCGACUUUUGAAAUUGAUCUUAAAGAAGCACAAAGAUUUUUUGCUCAGAAAUUCUCCUGCGGUGCCUCAGUAACAGGGGAAGAUGAAAUCAUCAUUCAGGGGGACUUUACAGACGACAUCAUUGAGGUCAUUCAGGAAAAAUGGCCAGAGAACAUCGGGUCAGAAGGUGAGAAUUCCACCAUUGAGAAACAGCGCAGGGAGCUACAGCUGCUCAUUGGAGAACUGAAAGACCGAGAUAAAGAGCUCAAUGACAUGGUGGCGGUGCAUCAGAGGCAGCUGCUGUCGUGGGAGGAGGACCGGCAGAAAGUGCUGACUCUGGAGGAGCGCUGCAGCAAGCUGGAAGGUGAACUGCAGAAAAGAACAGAAAUCAUCAGGUCCCUCACCAAGAAGGUCAAAGCCCUGGAGGCCCAUCAGCUCGAGUGCCAGGGUGCCCUGCAGAGGACGCAGCUGCAGCUGCAGGAGAUGGCCCAGAAGGCGACGCACUCCUCCCUGCUCUCUGAGGACCUCGAGGCCAGGAACGAGAACCUCAGCAGCACCUUAGUGGAACUUUCUGCUCAGGUGGGACAGUUACAAGCUAGAGAACAGGCUCUCACGACAAUGAUAAAGCUAAAGGACAAAGAUAUUAUUGAGGCAGUCAAUCACAUCGCAGAUUGUUCGGGUAAAUUUAAAUUGUUGGAGCAUGCCUUGCGUGAUGCUAAGAUGGUGGAGACUUCUAUCGUGAAGGAAAAGCAAGAUUAUAAGCAGAAGCUGAAGGCACUCAAGAUCGAAGUCAAUAAACUGAAAGAGGACCUAAACGAAAAGACAACGGAAAACAAUGAGCAGCGAGAAGAGAUCAUUCGCCUCAAGCAAGAGAAGAGCUGCCUGCACGAUGAAUUGAUCUUCACCGUAGAGAGAGAAAAGAGGAAAGAUGAGCUUUUGGACAUUGCCAAGUCAAAGCAAGAACGUACAAAUUCGGAACUUCACAACCUGAGGCAGAUUUAUGUAAAACAACAGAGUGACCUGCAGUUUCUUAAUUUCAAUGUGGAAAAUUCUCAGCAAUUUAUACAGAUAUGUGACUCGAAGAUGGAAGACUCGAAGGGCCUGGAAUCCAGCCGAGACAUGUGUUUAUCGGACCUUGAAAAUAUCCAUCCAAAAGUUGAUAUUAAGAGAGAGAAGUCUCCACUUAAGGACAAUUUCGAGGCCAUGUUGGCUCAGCACAGUCAGUCACAGAAGAGCUCCUGUGAUGUUUGCAAGAAGAAGCUGCAGAUUAGUACCACGUUUGGGGGAAAAAGUGUAAUUACUCUCUCAUCUCUGUUCACCAAAGACUUAACAGAGAAACAAAAAUCUUGGCCUCUGGGUGGAAAAGUCUCCAUUGAACCUGAAAGCAAAGUCACCUCCUGCAAGCUCCACACAAAGUCCCCGAGGGGUGGCGGCGCUGGCUGCCCGGGCCUGGCCGGCUGUGCUGCCCCCAGGCAAGCGGAAAAGCUGGACGGGGACGAUGGCGAGCCCCUGGCAGGGUCUGAAAUGCAGUGCCUGGACGACAGUGACCUGGGUGACUCCACGUGCUGCCACCCGAGUAACUUCAUCAUCGAAGCCCCUGGCCACAUGUCAGAUGCAGAGUGGAUCAACAUUUUCAAGCCUCCCAAAAUGCAGAGAAUCGUCCGCCACAAAAGUGUAUGCACUUGUUCCGGGAACACUGGUGGAGACUCUGAUGCCUCAGCAAGUGAGCUGACUGCCAUCCAACAGCCCCAUUGCUUAAGAGCCUCGAAGUCCACUGAGGGGGAGGAUGAGAUGGAGGCCUUUCCUGACAAAAAGAACUCACCCAUGAGUUUAUUAAACAAAGACGCAGCACUGUCUAGUGAAAAGGAUGACUUCUCCCCCACGAGCAAGCUGCAGCGGCUGCUGGCCGAGUCGCGGCAGAUGGUCACGGACCUGGAGCUGAGCACACUGCUGCCCCUCGGCUGCCAGGACCCAAGCGGCGGUACCAAAAGCGAAAUCUCCGAAGAGUCACCUCAAAAGAAUACCUUCGUUAGACCCUGAAGAAGACAAAGUCAAGUGCAGCGUUCGCGAAGGCCGGGUGAAACGUUUGGGGAUGACACUAAGAAGAAGAGGAUUAUGAGAGGACACAGGCCGCGGGGCAGCCGGAGAAGGCCCAGGGUAGGACAGCGCCGCC